This is a messenger RNA of Cyprinodon variegatus (sheepshead minnow), 3324 nucleotides long. It is a transcript of the gene jazf1b, whose product is annotated as juxtaposed with another zinc finger protein 1-like. Gene Ontology annotation, cellular component: nucleus. The record is from RefSeq and is a predicted model, not a curated record. Lineage: Eukaryota; Metazoa; Chordata; Actinopteri; Cyprinodontiformes; Cyprinodontidae. The coding region runs from base 176 to 901 and encodes 241 amino acids. The transcript has 5 exons.
ACUGCUGCGCUUUUCAAAUGAAAAUCUACCUCCUAACAUCCGGUGCUGCUGACUGCCUCCAGCUGGUUUGACGCAGCUCGGAGGAGUCCCUGCCCAGCUCCAGCUGUUCUCCCCGCUGCUUUGCCCCGCUGCCUCCGCUCCGCUGCCUAUCCUCGUUUCAAAUGUCACGGCGAUCAUGACAGGCAUCGCGGCUGUUUCCUUCUUCUCCAACGCUUGCAGCUUCGCCGGCUGCGGGCUUCAUUUUGACUCCCUGUCUGAGCUCAUCAUGCACAUCGAGGAUAACCACAUCGAUACAGACCCCUGUCUUUUGGAGAAGCAGGAGCAGCAGCAGCCAACAUAUAUUGCUCUCAGUUACAUCAGUAGGUUCAUGACUGAUGCCGCAAGGCGAGAACAUGAGGCCCUGAAGAAAAAACUACAGCCCAAACUCUCCCUAACAGGCAGUCUGUCACGCAGCAACAUUUCCACACCGCCCCGUCACACCAGUGGAAACCUCACCCCUCCAGUCACCCCACCCAUCACCCCUUCCUCUUCCUUCCGCAGCAUCACACCUACAGGUAGCGAGUGUGAUGAUGAGGAUGUCGAGUUUGAGGCUUCUGAUAGUGACGAAUCGUGGACCACAGAGAGUGCCAUCAGCUCUGACUCUAUCCUGAGCUCUAUGUGCAUGAAUGGAGGAGACGAGAAGCCUUUUGCCUGUCCCGUUCCUGGCUGUAAGAAAAGAUAUAAGAACGUGAACGGCAUCAAGUACCAUGCCAAGAACGGCCACCGAACCCAGAUCAGGGUGCGCAAACCUUUCAAGUGCCGCUGUGGAAAGAGUUACAAGACAUCUCAGGGUCUCCGGCACCACACCAUCAACUUUCACUCACCCAUCUCCUCUGACGUCCUCCGCAAGAUCCAGCAGUAGCUGAGGCGGAGUGGAUGACCAGCACUUUCACCCCUCAGGCCAUAUAAACCCCCAUCUAAAAUACACAUCAGCAGCAGCAGCAGCAGCAGCAUGCCGUUUUCUUCUGCCUUCAUUCCACUUUGUUACAACACUAGUGUGUUUUAAUUGCACAGCACGUUUGUAUUAAUCAACCAUCAUUUCCUUUGAAAAAGCUACAUAUUUAUGUAGUUUACAUUUUGUAUUUUUGCACAUGUCAGAUAUCUUUCAGCUGACCUUUUUUCUUUUACUUAUUUUUGUUGAUCAUGCUGACUUUAGAAAAGGUCAGGACAUGCAUAGUCUUACAUUUGCAGUAUGGCAUUCUUCCUUAUGCUGAAUGACAGCUCGGGUUUUCUGUUGAAAGGAAGCACCGUCCUCCUCCCUGUCACAGCAGGCAUGAAAUGGGACAGAUACAAGUGGAACAUGUGUCCGCACUAGGGAUGGUGAGUUGCUGUGUCUUAAAAAAGGGACUUUUAGUUUUAUAUAACAAAAAUUUCUCCAAAAGAUCUCAGGGGAUUUUUCUGCAAGCAUUUCAGCUCCUGAAGGUAAAUGGGUCGAUGUUCUUCAGUGGGAAUGUAAGAACAUUUUACCGUAAGUGUUUUUUACUUUAUAUCUGAUUACUUUCUUUAAGACCAAGCAGCUGCCCUUUCUAGCUUUCCAGUUUAAUAAAGCACUUUUCAGGCAAAUACUUAAAUGACUAUUUUUCCCUGCAUCAUUUUUUUUUCUUCUAGAUUUAGUUAUUGGAUAAACACCCUUUAAGUCUUGGUAUUGUCACUUUCCUUAGGUUCAGCAAUUGCCUUAAAUUGUUUCCCAUUCCAAAAAACACAAUCAGUACAGCUAUGAAUGUCCCCUUCUAUCUGUUUGGUCUUCAUCCUCUUUAUUUGUCAGAUACUGUUUUGGUUGAAAAAGGUUAAAGAAAAACGUUAAGAUGCCAGAAUAACAAUGUUUGAUUUUUCGAAGCACUCGUUUAUUUUCCAGGAAACUUUUUUUUUUCCACAAUUUCUUUCUUAAAAAUAACAGGUUCACAAGAUUUAAAAAAAAAAAAAUAAAUUCUCAAACAUGCAGCUUUAGAUGCUGAACUCCAUAUGUUUUUGUACCUGAACCUCAUAAUUCUAGCAAGAUAAGUAAUGCCUGUUUUUGCAGAGUUCAUUUAAAUAUGUUAUUUCCAAUACUCUGUAGAGUUGAGGCCAGUUCUCUGGGAAGGCAAGAGGCUUCAUUUCACUCUACCUCAUCCAGUAUAUUUUCCAUUAAUAGUACUUAGCUAGUCACUGAAUAAAUGUCAGGAAUUUUAUUUAAAGAGAUGAAUAAAUAAACCAGAGCAUUUCUGGUUCAUUGAUAAUCUGCCAGAAAAUCCCUUAAGUGUCAAUUUUAUAUUUUUUGCUUCAUUUGCUUUUUGAGUGAGUUUUAAAAAAGGAAAGAAAAAUAUAUAUGUCUAAAAUGCAUCAGUUACAUAGUCUGGACUGAGUAUGAGCAGUAGCUCUGCCAAACUAUUGCUUUGGGCCCCUUUAAUAGAUACAAGAAAAGUUAAACUUCUUUAAAACAAAUUAAAAGCCCAAAUGGGUCAACUUCUGCAAUAUCGCCUUUUCUUAUUGCAGUAAUGAACUCAAACCAUCUGACACUGGUGUUCCAACUGGUUUCUGAUCAGAUAGUGUCUUUCCCUUAUGUCUUUCAUUUUUGCAAUCCUUUGCUUUGUUCUAAAUGAGUUUGGUCUGAAAGGAGCGGCCUUCUCUGGAAUCUGUUCCUCAGCCUUCUGAGCUUAGGGUCGUUGUUGUUGCUGCUAAACUGUGCACCGACGGUCCUACUCAGUGUUCAUGCAACCAUGUCAUGUCAAAACAUUUCUAUUUUCAUAUAAGAAUAUAAAUGAGUUGCCAUUCCGUUUGCAUAAUGCAGCGUCCAAACAUCCCUGGUGCCAUUGCAUAAAAUCUGCACAUCCUACAUAAGAUUGUGAGAGAUCUGCAAACCCCAAAAGGAUUGUGGCUGUAUUGUACCGUCAGUAUAUGAAUAUAUUGUGAACGGUGAAUGUAUCGUCACCUUUUAAGUGUUACAUUUAUUUUUCUGUUUUUGUAUAGCAAGAAAAAAAAAAGGUAUAAACCCAACCAGAAGUGGUGCUGUACUGUAUUUCUGCUGGUAUAUUUUACAUUAAAAGUUCACCUGUACUUCUGACUCCUGCUCAUUAAUUAUCACACAUUCAAUUUCAAAGCAACUUUAUUAGUUUGUUUAGAUACAUGAAACUCACUUAACUAAUGAAGGAAAUAACUUAAUGACUUAAAAGAAAAGUAAAUGAAAUUGAACAGAAGCUGAGCAUGCACUGAUUAGACAAUUAGAAUUAAAACAAUAAGGAAACUUAGCUAAUUAAAAAUCGACAUAUUACACAAAGUAUAAAGGCGCUCACAAUAUUGCCUUGAAUC